AACCUAUUUUUAUUUAUUUUCCUUUUUUAAUACAUUUUUCAUCUGUGGUUUGGUUAAAAACAUCUAAAAAUGUACGAUUUAAAUCAGAAAACCAUAUUUGUACUGGAUCACACACAAUACUUUAGUAUUUCAAGUGAAGAUUACAUACCUUUAGACUUCCUGAAAGGUAAGACCGGUGCAGCAGAUCCUCCAAUGACGUCUUCAGCCGCCGGCAGUUCAACUGGUCUACAAUUCAGCAAAAGUCUGUGGACUUGUUCCGUUGAAUCGUCCAUAGAAUAUUGUCGCAUUGUUUGGGAUCUGUUUCCGCGCGGCAAGUUAAUACGUUUCAUAGUGAGUGAUACGGCGGCACACAUAGUGAAUACCUGGAAAUUUGCCACACAAAAUAUGUCACAUGUUUUAAAUGCAAUGGCCUUGGUGGGUGUGCCACCACGUAAUACACCCCAAUCGUCGGACUAUUCGGUCAUACAUGGCCUAAGGGCGGCCAUUGAAGCACUGGCCGAGCCCACAGAACAUCAAGUGAAUCUAAUGCAGGCGCAGGAUAACUCGAAUAUAACCAAUGAAAAAAUACCCAAUAAAGGUAGAGUGAUUUGCAUAACAUCGGCUCGCGAUAAUCCCAGUAUGAAGAGUUUAGAGGACAUUUUCCACAAUGUAUUAAUGCAGCAGAACACAUUAGCCAUGACCCAGAAGAAGCUGCUCAAUAUAGAUCAUUGUCAUUUGGUUAUAAUAAAUAUGGUGCCAAUGAAUACAGAUAGUUUGGUAACGAACCGCAGCAAAAUUGAGCUAUCCUCAUGUUUAUCCACUGAAAUACAUACAACUAGUGCACCGGAAAUAUCCAACAAAUUGACACAUCUUAUAAUGAGCCAUUAUGAUUUGGCCAGUACUACUGUAACGGGGAUACCCAUGAAAGAAGAACAAAAUGCCAAUUCUAGUGCCAAUUACGAUGUAGAAAUUCUACAUGCUCGCAAUGCUCAUACGGCUAUAUGUGGCAAUGAGGCGUUAUUGCCUACCAGCAUUAAAGAGGGAGCCGAAUAUGAAACGGUUACCUUGAAAUGGUGUACACCAAGGGGCUGUGGUGCUUCCGAUAUGUCUGCUUGUCCACCUUGUUUAGCCCAACAUCGUGUUACACCGGUAGAUGUCACCUCACGUCCUAGUUCUUGUUUAAUUAAUUUUCUAUUAAAUGGCCGUUCGGUUUUAUUGGAGAUGCCAAGAAAAGCUGGCGGUAAAACUACUAGUCAUUUAUUGUCCGCUCGGGGCGGUGAAAUUUUCAUACAUGCUCUGCAAAUCACCCGUUCUUGUCUUGAAGAUCCACCCUCCAUAUCUGAGGGACCUGGUGGCCGCGUUGCUGACUAUCGUAUAACAGAUUUUGCAGCUUUCAUUAAGGCACAUCGCUUCCUGCCGCUUAAGUCCAAAACGAAAGCGGAAGAAAAUCUACGAAAAGCUAGAGAACGCUUAUACACGCGAACGUUCUAUUAUCCCUUAACUUUAAGCACUACCAUGGUUUUCAAUUUACAGCGCAACGUGCAAUGGUUGAUAAAUUUUCUCCGGAAAUUAAUCAAAGAAGAUAUGGACAAGGCAGAUGAAAUACAAUGUCAACAGAAUAUAUAUGAACUGUAUACGGCAUCGACGAGAAAGGAAUUGUUGCCAUUUCAAAAUUUAAGCGCAAAUCGUUUGAAAGGUCACAAGAAAAUCGAUCAAUACAAACUGUUGUGUGCCGAAUUAGAGAUUCUAAUCAAGGGUUAUGCCACAACACCUUAUCAUAAGGUUAUUCUGGAGAGUAUACAAAACGUAAGAGCGUCCUGUGGUGAUGCUACCAUCAAAUCAGAAACAGAUUUAGCACGUGAUGCUGCUGGUAAAGCAAUUAUAAGAGCUACUACUGAUUCACCUUUAUCGCCACCCCAUUCCAUGGACACUAGCAGUUCGGGCAGUACACAAUUGUUAAAGGCUAGCAAACGUAAUUUUAGCAAUGUGGGUCAACGUUCACUAUUUGAUAUAGUGGCCAGUACGGAACGUUCGCAAUCGAAUAAGCGUGCAGAUUUUUCGGGACGUUUAUGCACGCCCAUGGGUCAGCUGGCAAAACUUUAUCCUGAUUUUGGCUCUAAAGAAAAAGAGACUGGUUCUGUUAAUGCCACACCCAUUAAAGAUGAAAAUUUAGCCAUAAAAUUAGAGGUUCCCGGUACCAUACGUAACUAGAACUUUAAAAACUUGUUUAUAUUAUGAAAAACUACAUUUAAAUACAUUAAGAUAACACUUUCAAAUCACAAUAAACAAAAUUAGUAUUUCAAAACAUAAAAA
Molecule: messenger RNA, 2292 nt
Organism: Calliphora vicina (urban bluebottle blowfly)
Lineage: Eukaryota; Metazoa; Arthropoda; Insecta; Diptera; Calliphoridae
Gene: asun
Product: integrator complex subunit 13 asun
Exons: 4
Coding region: 70-2190 (706 amino acids)
Biological process (GO): centrosome localization; regulation of mitotic cell cycle
Cellular component (GO): integrator complex
Source: RefSeq, a predicted model, not a curated record